CGUUACUUUGCACACCCUGCCCUUCUUCAAGGAUCCCUUAACCUUGUCUUUCCUUUCCACGGUACAGAUCAUAUACAACAGACAGAUGUAGAUGGGCCGGGACCGAAAAACUUCAAUGCUGAUGGCUUGCUAGCUAGCUAAGUGGGCAUCAUCUACCAGUAACUCAUAUACGGAGUAUUGCUUCUUCAGACAGACAGACAGAUAGGCGGACAUGAUUUCUUGGCCGAUAACUACCUAGUCAACUUCGACUUCCUUCUUUUGACGUUUUACUAGCUCAAGACUUACCCCCCUUGUCUGCUUUGGUUACAGCUCUUUGGUCCCUUCUUCUGUCGACGGCCACAAAACUAGGAGACUAGCAGAUUAGCAGAUUAGCAGAUUAGCAAACUGGCUAAAAAUCUUCUCCAUCCAUAACGAUAUACCGAGCCGUUACCAGCACAUGCAAUUAUCCUUUCACUCUGCUACAUUUCAAGUGUACUUCCGACUUGCUUGUUGCAAUUCCUAUGGUUGCAAUACUUACCGCAAUCAAACAAACAAAGCAAGCAAACUCAGCAAACUUUAUCGAAUCCAUACGACUAUCUGAAAUAGAAACCGCCCUAAAAGUACUUAUCACCAAUACCAUAGGUCACUCUCAAAUAUCAUCAAACAUACUCUCAGCUUUCUCGCUUGGAAACCCACUUCAUACCCACAGCAGCCUCAUUAUACGUUCAACAUCAUUCAUCCGAAUCAACUUAUACUUUUCCCCUUCACAAAAAAAUAUCUCAUAUAUACUUCUCAAACAAACCAUCUACUUUGCUGGCUAUAGUUUCAUCCAUUCGAUUCAUCCUUUGAACGCUACACUCGGAGGAAAACGCCAAUCCGAGAACACAAGAGAAAACUCGAUCGAUCUCAUCUUGCAUCUAUCAGAGUACCCUUGA
Messenger RNA from Botrytis sinoallii, 914 nucleotides. RefSeq lists its product as uncharacterized. NCBI's taxonomy places the organism in Eukaryota, Fungi, Ascomycota, Leotiomycetes, Helotiales, Sclerotiniaceae. The transcript is spliced from 2 exons. Bases 501 to 914 code for a protein of 137 amino acids. The record is from RefSeq and is a predicted model, not a curated record.